UGCAUUAAAGCUUGCACUCGUCCUCCUCUCUCUACGGUCCUCCGCGUCUUCCAACCUCUCUCUCCAAUCCCCCGUCUCUCCGAGGCCGAUCUGGGGAUCUCAGCUCUCUGCGGCAAUGGACCUUUCUUCGAGUCUCAGCUCGGUCGCUUCGUUUGAAAGAUCGGAUUUUUCUCAUCUCCAGAAGGCCAGAUCCUUUCAUUUCUAAUGUUUCGAUCGCAAACACGGCCAAGGGAGCUCCUCUUGGGUUUCUCAGUUUCCUUCGAAGAGACUGGAAUUUCGGGGAGAUUUUCUAUAAAAAAAAGGGCUUCGAAGAGUUACGGAUCGGUUUAUCUGCAUUUGGUUCCAGGAUUUCCCAUCGGUUUCUCUUCGAAAGUCGAUUCCUUUGAGAUAAUCGAGCUUGGAAACAUCGAGUCAUGGACAAGGGCAAGGCCCCAGUCCAUGGCGAAGGUGCCGGUUCGCCACCCCAUUCUUCUCGCUUCUCUGCUUCUUUCUCUCCGUUCUCGAGCAAUUUCCCAGAGUUGGGCGAUCCCUUGCGUUCAUCCUCCUCGCAGCCUAUUCAAGAAUCCAGCCAAGACGUCAGCCUCAUGCCGGAUUUCUUACCAAGAAACCUCGGCCACCGCCGAGCCCACUCGGAUAUCCUUGGCCUCCCAGACGACAUCAGCUUCUACAGCGACCUCGGUGUCGUUGGAUCCCAUGAUGACAUCGAUGAUGACUUGCUCUCCGCUUACUUCGACAACGAGAAUUUUAAUUCUCCUCCUCCCUCGUCUUCGGGCCCGUCAUGCGGUGAGCCUUCCGGCUUGGCGGCAGCUCCUCCUGCUCCUUUGCAGACUGAGAAUCUGGUCUCGGCUUCGAAUGAGAGGCCAGGGGCUGGGCACCAGCAUAGCCAGUCCAUGGAUGGGUCCUUCUCGGUUCUGCUGGGUACCAGCGGUGAAGGACCGGGACUGACACCGGCAGAGAUGAAGAAGGCUGUGGAGGAUGCAAAGCUUGCUGAUCUUGCUCUCGUCGAUCCAAAGCGAGCAAAGAGGAUGUGGGCAAACAGGCAAUCAGCUGCAAGAUCCAAAGAAAGGAAAAUGCGUUAUAUUUCUGAGCUUGAGCGACAAGUGCAGAGCCUUCAAACAGACGCAACAACAUUGUCAGCUCAAUUAACAAUGUUACAGAGAGACACCAAUGGUCUGACUGCAGAAAAUAGUGAGCUGAAGCUGCAGUUGCAGACCAUGGAACAACAGGUUCACUUUCAAGACGCUUUAAAUGAUGCAUUGCAAGAGGAGGUUCAGCGGCUGAAGUUAGCAACAGGCCAAUUGAUGCCAAAUGGUGGUCCAAUGAUGAAUUUUGGACACCCUUCAUUUGGAGCGAGUCAACAAUUCUACCACCAUAACCAAUCAAUGCAAUCACUCAUGGCAGCCCAACAAUUUCAGCAACUCCACAUCCACUCUCAGCAUCAGCAGCAGCUGCACCAACUUCAGCCUCUGCAGCAACAGCAGCUGCAUCUCCACCAGCAUCAGCAAGGACAGCAGCAGCCACCUGUAGACCUGAGGAUGAAGGGUCCAAUGACUUAUCAGAACAAAAGGGCGGAGGGCCCAUCAGAUAACAAUAACAAUCAAAGGGAGUGAGGAAAGGUACUGGGAAUCAAUAGCUAUCCAAGUCAUAUCUAUACCAUGUACCCUGCCUUUUAUUAGUUAUAGACUUGGAACCAUUCUCGAUAUAUGAGGUUCAUUAAGUUUGAUUACCUCUGUUGGUCUGCUUUCCAGAAUCAUAUAAAUGAUGGUGAUCUUCCAAACACCAAACAACACUUUUGCUUGGCGUGGCUCACCAUUUCAAUAAAUAUGUUGUUUCACAUUA
Elaeis guineensis (African oil palm) is the source of this 1839-nucleotide messenger RNA. Lineage: Eukaryota; Viridiplantae; Streptophyta; Magnoliopsida; Arecales; Arecaceae. The record is from RefSeq and is a predicted model, not a curated record.